Messenger RNA from Chenopodium quinoa (quinoa), 2814 nucleotides. Its product is annotated as protein ENDOSPERM DEFECTIVE 1-like. Gene Ontology annotation, cellular component: nuclear microtubule; centrosome; cytoplasm. Gene Ontology annotation, biological process: spindle assembly; centrosome cycle. The coding region runs from base 296 to 1786 and encodes 496 amino acids. The record is from RefSeq and is a predicted model, not a curated record. The transcript has 6 exons. Lineage: Eukaryota; Viridiplantae; Streptophyta; Magnoliopsida; Caryophyllales; Amaranthaceae. Gene Ontology annotation, molecular function: microtubule binding.
AUUAGGAAUACUAUAAAUGUUUGGCUCCCCCAAUAAAACAAAAUUAACAAUUUCAUCCUUUUCCCCUAUUUUUUAGAAGACCGUUGAACAUCUGGAUAACGGCUAGUUUCUCAACUUCAUCUCUUUCUUCUUUCAACGUCACAUUUUCUCUCUCCUUCGCUUCCUGUUUCACUGCCUCUCAAAACUCCCCCUAAUCCUAAAAUCCAAAAUCAAUUGGAAAAUUUAAUAUCUAGGGUUUCUCCUAAUUGAUUCAAUUCCCCCAAAUUUACCCCAAAAUUCCCCAAUUGCAACAACAAUGAGCCCACCAACAAUGGCGUCGGAAAACCCUAAACCCCAAACAUCAUCUGAAAUCUCAACUCCAAUGCCGACAAACCCCCAACAACCUCGUCGUUCUCGACCUAGGGUUCGUGAAGUUAGCUCCAGAUUCAUGUCACCUGCGGCAAAACCUCCGACGAACAUCCAGAAGCAAAUCCCAUCAACACCGUCGGAAUCCCAGAUUUCUAAAAACAACGCUCUCCGACGAUCUAACACCGAAUUCCGACCGUCGCAGUCGAGAUACGCCGACGAAAAUCGACCCGAUUCGUUGAAUAGGAAAUCCGUUAGCCCGGUUCGUUCUUCGUCGAAACCUAGGGCUGCUGUUAAGCUUUUUAAGGAAGGUUCUAGAACUGAUACACCGGUGCCAAUGCAGGUGGGACCCAGGUUGGUGAGGCAACGGAGUUGGGAUUCCGCCGCCUCGAAGUUGUUGCAUGCUAAUGGAUUUUGCUCCAAUGGUGAAAAUGAUGAUGAUGAUGGUGGUGGUUGUUCUGUUAAUGGGGAUUGUGAGUCAGUGAAAUCGGAGCCGAAUGAUAACAAAAACAAUUGUAAUAGUGAUGGUAAUAAUAAUAAUAAUAAUUGUCAAAGGAAUUCUACGCCGUGUUCUAGAUCAAUGGAGUUUUCGUAUUCGAAUAAUGAUCAACAACAACAACAAAAUGGGGGGUUGAAUUCUGUUAAGGGUGUUAGUAAUGAUGAUAAGUUAUUUCAUAGGUCAGUGAAUAAGGUGGCGCGUAGUCUUAAUCUUCCUCCGAUGCCUCCUGGACUCGGGUUUUCGAGGCCUCAAGGGGGGACGGUGGAGGUGAAAAAGGCGGUGGUGAGGAAGGGUGGCAACCAGCUAGAUGAUGCUCAAAGGCUUAAGUUGUUGCAUAAUCUUCAUCUUCAAUACAGGUUUGCUAAUGCUAAGGCUGAGGCAUGCUUGAAUUCUCAGAAAAAGCAAAGUGAGAAACUGCUAUAUUCAAUGGGAGUAAAGAUAUCAGAGUUGCAGGAUUCUGUAAAAAGCAAGCGUGUUGAAGUUGGACUUCUGAAAGAAGCAAAACUUCUAUCAACAAUUCUUGACACUCAGGUUCCCGUUUUGGACGAAUGGUCUGCUUUAGAAGAAGCUUACUCUUCUUCAUUGCUAGAAUUAACUCAAGGUUUACAGAAUAUAUCAUCUCGACUUCCACUCAAUGGUAAUGUAAAGGUUAACGUCAAAGAAAUAAAUGAAGCAAUGAAUUCAGCAUUGAAGGUGGCUGAAAGCAUCUGUUUGCAAGUGCAAGGCUUCGUGCCCAAGGCAGAGCAAAUGGAUGUUCUCAUAUCCGACUUGGCUAGAGUACAUAGUGGAGAAGUCACGCUUGUUCAAGAGUGUGGUGAUUUAUUGUCAAGGACGCAUUUGUCACAGAUAGAAGAGUGCAGUUUAAGAGGACAACUUAUUCAAUUCCAGAAAUGCAAUCUAACUGGAUCCAAAGAGAAUCAAAUUCUAACAGGAUCGUCUUAGUUCACACGCCAUACUUAAUCGUCAAUUUGAUCAGUUGAUCGUCUGAUGGUGAUAAGCACAUAACUCAAGUUCAAGAGGUCAACAAUUCAGAUUCACCCACCUUCUGUAUGUACUCAUUCAUCCUCAUUCUUUUGCUACGUCCAGCCAACAGAGAUUUUUUUGGAAGGGCUGUUGAUAUCGAGAGUAAAGAUGCAGUUCCAUAGGAGUAUUCCUUCAGUAAUUGCAUCAAAUCUGUAUAGUGUAACUCUAUCAUUUGAUACAAACAGAAAAAUCAAGGAAUAGUCCCUUGUGGCUUGCGAGGCGAUUGGUUGAUCAAUACUUGUCUGUAAUCAGUUUGUCUAACCCCCCCCCCCCUUCUAUCUCUCAUUAAAAGGAGAAUAAUAAAAAUUGUCUCAAAUCAUACAUUAUGACAUUCAUUCAUUUAUUAUAAUGAGGCCAAAUUAGAAAAUAACACUUGUUAAAAAACCGUAUUUUGAUUUUAACACCUUAACAUUUCAAAGUUUUAUUAUAACACCUACUAAAAAAUUAAAAUUUUGGUUUCACCACCAGAAAACGGAUUCCGUGACGGAAAUUGUUAGUGGGUCCCACAAGUUAGUUCACUUUCCAAAUUUCUUCCUAUUCAUUUCGACUAUUUCCCCUUCCAUUAAUUACCCAACCAGUUAUCCUUCAUUUAUACUUAUUCUUUCAAUCCCACUCACAAUUUCCAUCCUUUUCAAAAACCCCAUUAAAAAAAAUUUGAUCUUUGAAAAAUUCUGGCAAAAUUCUUGAUUUUUUUUAAUUUUUUUGGAAAUAUUUUGGAUACCCAUUUGAUUUAUUGACACAAAUGACAGAAGGGGGGAGGGGAAGGGGGUUUUGGGUGGGGUUUCGGGGUGGUGGAGGAAGGGGGGAGGGGUUUCGGCAAUUGGGCAGGUCGCCGGCGAGGGGUGGGGUGGGUGAGGUGGCUGGAAUCGAAAAGGGGAGGGGAUGGGGGUUUUGGGUGGGGUUUCGGGGUGGUGGAGGAAAGGGGGAGGGGUUUCGGCAAUUGGGCA